AUGAGCGGACUUACCGCUUCACUAAACACCGAACUCUUGCAGCUUUCAAAUGAAGCUCGUAGGAAACACCCAGAAAUCAAGGAGGCAGCAGAGAGAUCCCUUAUAAUUUUAAGAAGACUACUCAAAGAGCUACCCGAGACGGAUAAUAUAUCACAAGAACUUGCAAAAAACAAUGAUUUUCUGCGUCCGUUUAUCCUCGCAUGUGAGACUAAACACGUCAAAUUAAUCACAACCUCUAUAGGUUGCUUACAAAGACUGAUAUCGCACCAUGCGAUUCCAGAUCCUUCCGUGAAAACCAUUCUUAAAACCUUAAACGACAUUAUGUCACAAGGUGUGGAAAUUCAACUUAAAAUUCUUCAAACCGUACCGCCGUUAUUAAGUAAUUACCAGGCUUUACAUGGGGAUUUGUUGGCAGAGGCGUUGUUGAUUUGUUUCCGGCUUCAUGAUUCAAAGAUUGUAGUGGUAAAUAAUACAGCUGCCGCAACUUUACGUCAGUUAGUAAUUAAUAUAUUUGAAAAGGUUCAAGAGGAGGAUGACAUCAAUAAUAAAGAUGGUUCAAUAAAACCUACAUCUACUGCAGUAUCAAUUCAUGGGGAAGGCGUAAUUGCGCUUCGUCCUUGUGCAAGGGACGCAUAUUAUCUUUUUCAAGAUAUGUGUUUAUUAACUAAUGGUGAAAAUCCCGUGUAUCUUAGGUUACAUGUUUUAUCAAGAACAUUCGGAUUAGAAUUAAUUGAAUCAGUAUUAACAAAUCAUUCUAGAUUAUUUAAACCGCAUCCAGAGUUUUGUUCUUUGUUGCGAGAACGAGUGUGUCCAUUAAUUAUUAAAAAUUUCUCAGAUAAAUUUGACUUCCCUACUACCAUGAGAUUAAUGAGAUUGGUUUACAUUAUAUUGAAACAGUUCAAUGAAAUUCUGGUGAUGGAAUGCGAAAUUUUCUUGAAUAUGUUUAUCAAAAUUCUCGAGCCCGAUAAUCCAUUGUGGCAACGUGUUAUAUCCAUGGAAAUAUUUCGUGGUAUAUGCGUUGAUCAAGCACUUUUACGUUCUAUUUAUCGUUCGUAUGAUAAACAAGGUCAUUCAACGAAUGUAUUUCGUGAAAUGAUUAACGCCUUUGGAAAGUUAGCAGCCGAAAAACCACAAUUAUUGGGUGUCGGAAGCCAUUCGUUAGCUGGACAUUUACAUCAAGGGAGAGAAAGCCUAGAAAUGGCUGGUGUGAUGGGAGGUGCUGGACAAGUUGACAUACCUGGAUUAACCAUCUCAACUUCAAUAAUGAAGGUUCAAUGCUUCGAUCAAUUAGAUAAAGUUGAUCCACCACCAAUUCCAGAUACAUACCUAUAUUAUCUUGCUCUCUUUUGUCUUAAUUCAGUAGCUGAUGGCUUACACAGUUUUGUUUUGAAUAUUUUGUCGGAAGUCAUUCAUAAACAAAAGGUUGAAAAUCUCAACUCUCCUCCUCAAUCCCCUACACAUGUACAAUCCGCAAUUCUCGGUACCACCACGUUGCAGCAAUUGGAAUCGCACCCACAUUAUAAAGACAUUCUGCUUGUUACCGAUAUGGCCAAUACUGCCUGGCCAGGAUUGCUUGCUGCGCAAUCCUUUUUCCUCACAGCUAACCUUGAUGAGGAAUUGUUCCAAGGAGUUUUACGAGCUUAUCAGAACUUUACGAUUGUAUGUGGCGUACUUCAAUUGACCACUCCCCGUGAUGCUUUUUUGACAAGCUUAUGUAAAGGAGCUGUUCCGCCCAGCGUAAUUGCUGCAUCUUUGGCAGAAAGUAAAGCAGCUCAUAGUGGUAGUUCAAGUACUACAGGAGGCGAAGGCAUGCAAGUUGUUACAUUGUCAGAUGGGAAUUUAUCUUGUUUGAAAAUAUUAUUGAAUAUAGCACAAUACCUUGGAGGAGUUUUGGGUGAUUCUUGGUAUCUGAUUUUGGAAACUCUUCAAUUAGCGGAUUUCAUACUUUUUCUUAAACAUGCUAGAGGUUCGAGAAAUCCACGUAGAAUAGGUUCGCAACAUGCUGCAUCUAAUUCUGUAACUUCAUUGCCUACCUCACAAACUGCCGGAAGUUCAUCAUCAAUUCAACAAAUAUCUUCCAAUCCACCAAGCUUAAAAAGAACUUAUUCAUCUAAUACAACAAAUCAUCAAGCGAAUUUACCCGGGUCUACAUCACCUCAACAAUCAGCGAUUGAUAAUGAUUUAAACAUUUUGUUAAUACAGAUUAGAAAAUUGUUUGAUAAUUGUAAAUAUCUUGACGAUAAUGCUUUACAGGCUUUUACUAUAGCAUUGUGCAAGUUAAACGCUUAUACCAUUGGUAUUCCAUUGGACAGUGAAAAUUUAGUAGCGGCGCAUGAUCAUUUAUCGAUGGAGGGUAAGGUAACCAAAUCAACGCCGCUAAAUGCUAUGAGAGUAAAUAGACCAGAUGAAAAGUCCUUUGCUAUCAACAAACUUCAAUUAGUUGCAUUAAUUAACAUGCCUAGGUUGAUAGCACGUGAGCCUUCUCUAUUAUGGGAUCUGAUAAUAUCUCAUCUUAUUAAAACUGCGAAUUACGUAUCUACUCCACAACCAAUUCGCAUGCAGGCUUGUGAGACAAUAGCAGACAUUGUUACUCAAGCAAUGGGCUAUGCAAGCUCUGAUCAUAUGGAAAUUGAUGAACGGGUACAAAUGCAAUUGCUCACUUCUUUGAGUCAAUUAGUAAAUAAUUCCGAAAAAAGUACUCAAGAAAUAGGUAAAGGAUUUCAUGUUGAAGUCCGAAAAAUGGGACUUGAGACGUUAAAUAAAUUAUUACAAACAUCGGGCCAUUCAUUUACAUAUGGUUGGAGCAUGAUAUUUGAUAUGAUAAGAAGCGUAUGUGUUAUAUCGUUUCCUAAUGAAUCUGGUGAAGAUGAAGUGGAUGUAUCGAGUGUUGAUAGUUCAAACGUUAUUGACACGCCAUCUUUUGGCGUUUCAAACACAAAAACUUCUGGUUUAGUCCGUGUAGCAUUUCCUUGUUUGCAGCUUAUCUGUUCGGACUUCUUGUCCUUAUUAUCGCCCGAGUGUUUGAAACAAUGUAUCAAUACGUUGGGCGCAUUUGGUUUACAAAUGGAUGAUCUGAAUAUUAGUUUGACUGCGAUUGGUUUAUUAUGGAACGUCUCAGAUUUUAUACAAACAGAAUUAGAAAAGAAUUUUAAAACUUUUGUUGAAGAAGGGCCAGAAAAUAUUAAAGAAGAUAUUACUGUGGAACAAGAAAUCGAUCAAAUUAUUCAAAGUGAUUUGAAACCUCAAGCAAUGAACGCUCUAUGGAUGCUGUUAUUAUUACAACUUUCAAAGAUUUGCUCAGAUACUAGGCCUGAAGUGAGAAAUGGAGCAAAUCAAACUUUAUUCCGUACAAUUGAUAUGAAUGGCGCUGUAUUGAAAACCCAAACUUGGCACACUUGCAUUUGGAAGGUUCUAUUUCCUUUAUUAGAUUCUGUGAAAUUUGCUUCAGAAAGGGCAGUUAAAGCAAUGCAACAACAGCAACUCAAUUCAAGUGCCGAAAAACUUUCUUCCCCACAGAAAGAAAUCAAUGUCUUUAUGAUACAUCACUCUAGAAAUACUAUUGAUAAACAGUGGGAUGAAACAAAAGUUUUAGUGUUAACUGGAAUUUCGGACAUAUUCAAAAAUUUUGUUCAUUUGCUGAUUAAACUGGAAAAUUUUGAGCAAGCGUGGGGAUUAUUGUUGUCGCAUUUGCAAGAUUCUUGUUUAAACUCGAGUCAUGAAGUUGCCAUCGCUGCGAUCAAAUCUUUAAAUGCAAUAAUUCAAUUUCCUAAUGAUGACGUUCAUACAGAAGAGCUGAAAGAAAAGGUUUUACCAUUAUGGCAAACUGCUUGGAUUAUCUGGGAAAGAAUUGGACUGGGUAUGAUUACAAUGUCUGAUUCAAUUCUUCGUGAUCAUUUAGAGAGUCCCUCUCCAGCUGAAAUAACAAGUAUCGGACAAACACAAUUUACUCAAGACACUUUAACUGCUUACGUUGUAACUUUUGGUGAUCUUUAUCAUAUUAUCCACUCCAAAUUUCAAAUAGAUGAAAUAAAAAGAUUACUCAAAGUAAUUAAAGGAAUAUUGACAUAUUCCCAUAGUCCUUCUUAUAGGCCAGACUAUGACUAUCUUACUCCAUUACAAGAAGCCGUAUUAGAUAUCGUUUCUAGAAUUGACUUAUGUGUUUCUGGUGCCCCUGCUGUAGUUUUGUGUGAAUUUGCAGAUUAUAUAAAUUUAGCUUUUACAAAAAAACAACGAGACGAAGAGGCCAUUAAGAAGCAAAAAUAUAAGGAUAAUUACAUUGGCUUGAUUCACCAGCAAAAAUCUAUUAGCGGCACAACUUCAACAAAAGGAGAAAAUAGUGGCGUUGUCAUGUCUAAUAAUAAAUCAUAUUCGACAGUUACUUAUAUUGUCUUUUCUAAAACCUCCAUGCGUAAAGUAGAGGAAAUGUUUAAAAAAUUUGUAAAUGAUCAAGGAGUGUAUUCUGAAGGGGUUUUCGCAAGGAUCAUAAAGUUGAAAUAUGAUUGCCCUCCAUCAGGAAAACACGUAGAAGAUAUCGAACUUUGGAAAAUUGCAACAACAGCUUUCCUAGAGAUUGUAAAAGACGGGUUGAUUGCACUUGAGAACUUUGGUGAUGCGAUAUCAGAUGGAUGUAUCGUCGACAUAUGGAAACAAUUGACGAAAGUUCUUCAUGGUGCACUUAUUUCUAACAGUAAACCUCCAACAUCUAUUAAGAUCGAUCAACAAGAUAUUGAUGAAGCUUUUGAUAUGAAAUUUUUAUUCCGAUUACAGUCAGACGUAAUGAUUCAUAUGGGUCGCCCUCGUGUGCCACAAAGCCUUAUAAGGGACUUGAUAAAAACUAUUCAAGAAGGAUCACAACUGUACUUAUCUGAUGUGGAAAGACAGGGAGCUAUGAAUGGUUAUUUAAAUAAACCUUUACCCGUACCCGUAUCAAAUGGUACAUCAUUUCAUCAAAAAAAAUCUAAACCUCGUGAGAAAUUAUCUGAAAAGGUGGAAGGUGUAACUGCAAAGAUCGUACCUGUAGCUAAGGAACGAUUUGCAUAUGCUUGUUUACAGUGUUUGUUUGAUCUAUGUUCUGAAGAUCAAACUGGUGACGAAGAAAUAAAGCAGAGAAUAGCAGAAGUUGCCGCUCCUAUUUUAUUGGAGCGAUGUGCUUCUGUAAUUCGCAAUUAUACAGCAGAUCAACCUUUACUCGGGAAAGUACCGUUUCCAAGCCUUUCUUCCAGGGUACGAAAUGAUGAAAUCUUAUUAAUUCUGCAGCAAUUAGUAAAGUUGAAAUUUCGCCAGAACAUAUUACACGUCAGCGAAGAAGAAACAAAAUCUAACCCAUUGAAAAAACAAAUUUUAUCUGGAUCUAUUGCUCACUUAUUUUAUUUAUAUCCUGUUGUGUGUGAGGCAAUUAACUUACCAGAUGAGACUAUUGGGGUUUUAUUAAAGGAAUGUUUAAGAAAAGUUGGCGAAGAAUUGGGAGUUUGCUAA
This is a messenger RNA of Funneliformis caledonium, 5475 nucleotides long. NCBI's taxonomy places the organism in Eukaryota, Fungi, Glomeromycota, Glomeromycetes, Glomerales, Glomeraceae. The record is from the annotation of a GenBank genome assembly.